Cucurbita pepo subsp. pepo (vegetable marrow) is the source of this 1925-nucleotide messenger RNA. The record is from RefSeq and is a predicted model, not a curated record. Lineage: Eukaryota; Viridiplantae; Streptophyta; Magnoliopsida; Cucurbitales; Cucurbitaceae.
AAUGGAAAGUUGAAGAUUUCCACGCAAAAACAACGCCCAAACGUCCCUCUCUACCAUCAUCUUUCGCACACUCUAAACCAGUAAUACACGAGCGCCACCUCACAGCCCCCACCAUCUUCGUCAUCAAACCUUCCACUGGGUUUACUUUCCUUCAUCUCAGACUUUUAACACAACCCCAACCGAUUAUCUACUGCAAUUCUUCCUGAUUUUUGCUCAAAUUCAUGAUCGGAGUAAGGGGGGCCUUCUAAUUUCUCCAAUUCCUCCAUUUUCGCCAUCUGGGUCGCGCUCGUUUGAGGUCAAAUACAUGCUGCCAAGUCCUGAUAUGCCUUUUUGGGUGAUUUUGACAUCUGGGUAUUGUUGAUUUGUACGGUGUUUUGUGGGGUUUUUAUGGUUUUGACUCUUGUAGAGAGUUUUCUGCAUCAUUUGGGGGGAAUAAACCAGGCGAAUUGAGGAAGAAAUGAGAAGAAAGUGGCGUGUGGGAUGCCGGGUGGGCAGCUCUCGGUUUUUGAGCAUGUUGGGAGAUUAGGCGGUAGUUUCAAGACUCGAAAGCUUGACGAAAACGCAAAUCAAGCCCUAACUGUUUCUUUGAGUAAAGGGCUUUUCCCUUACUAGAGCUUAACUGAUUAGAGCAAAGGACUGAAAAUCCUUGAAUAAGCGGUUCGAAUCCGCUUCAGAGGUAUCCAUUUGUGACCAACUUAUUACAGAGAACCUCGAAGUAUAUGCCAUGGCUGAUGGCAGUCCAGGGACCGACAUCUCUACAGACGUCGACACAGAUGACAAAAACCAGAGGCUUGAUAUGGUUCUGCUUAAUGCUGCUGUGGCUUCUGAUUCAAGUGAUAGAACAAAAGACAAGUCUGAUCAGAAGACUCUACGUAGGCUUGCGCAGAAUCGUGAAGCUGCCCGAAAAAGUCGACUGCGGAAAAAGGCAUAUGUCCAACAGCUCGAGAGUAGUCGUUUAAAGUUGACCCAACUCGAGCAGGAGCUUCAACGAGCACGGCAGCAGGGAAUCUUCAUAUCAAGCUCUGGAGAUCAGGCUCAUUCUAUGGCUGGAAAUGGAGCCAUGGCGUUCGAUGUGGAAUACGCCCGUUGGUUGGAAGACCAAAACAAGCAGAUCAAUGAACUGAGAGCAGCCGUAAACUCUCAUGCAAGCGAUACCGAACUUCGAAUGGUUGUCGAUGGCAUCUUGCUUCACUACGACGAGUUUUUUCAGUUAAAAGGCGUCGCUGCAAAGGCUGAUGUUUUUCACUUGUUGUCUGGCAUGUGGAAAACACCAGCUGAAAGAUGUUUUUUGUGGCUUGGUGGUUUCCGUUCAUCAGAGCUCCUAAAGCUUCUUGUAAAUCAAUUAGAGCCGCUCACAGAACAGCAAUUGUUGGGCAUAUCAAACUUGCAGCAGUCUUCACAACAAACUGAAGAUGCAUUGUCACAAGGCAUGGAAGCGUUGCAGCAAUCAUUGGCUGAGACAUUGUCCAGUGGAUCUCUUGGCUCUUCGAAUGCGUCUGGCAAUGUGGCUAACUACAUGGGCCAAAUGGCCACGGCCAUGGGGAAACUUGGGACUCUUGAGGGGUUUAUUCACCAGGCUGACAAUCUACGACAACAAACACUGCAACAAAUGCACCGAAUAUUGACAACUCGUCAAUCAGCUCGUGCUCUUCUUGCAAUCCAUGAUUACUUCUCUAGACUACGAGCCCUUAGUUCCCUGUGGCUUGCUCGUCCAAAAGAGUGAAUGACGUUUUGACGUCUCCCCAAGUAUAUCGACAAAAGCUAUUAGAAAAACAAUUUAACAAUGCCAUAGUUUCCAUUUUUCAUUUGUGUGCCUGAUUAUAUGGUAUCUGUCUUGUGAUAAUUUAGAGAUGCUACUUGCAACAAUCUGUAUGUAUCAUUGUAUCUGUAUGUUAUUCAAUGCGAGUAUCUUUUUUGAUAGAAAA